CACCACCAUGUCCAAUAAGUCGAAGCCCAGGCCCCGCGAGACCGCGAGUUUCUUUGAAGUUGAUCAUGAUGCGUGCAUGCUGGUCAAACACUCAGAUCCCACCGAGGACGGCCGUGUUUGUAAUGGCGUCGCCUACCAGGCUUGGCUUCGUGAGCCAGUCUUAGAUGUAACCCAAUUAAAAAAUAAAGACGUAAAUAUUUGGUGGCCAGAAGAGUCCCAGAGAGCAGAUGCACCUGAAAGGAAAGAAUUAAAGAACAAAAGGAAGGACUGGGAGGCACCAUCACAGUGGUACUCAACAAAUGUGUUCGUGCACGAAGUUGGUGGUCGCGUACCAAUGCUUGCUUUGAAGAAGGCUGCUAACAACACUGACGGCAAAGUGGUGCAGUUCAUGGACAAGGCAGGGAGACGAGAUUUCUGCAGAAAAAAACUAGGCAGCGACAUGGUACAAUCGAACACAGAUUUGCGGACAAGUAAGCCUUCCGCGAAAAGGAAACAUUCAGGCACGACUGACAGUGAUAGUAAGACAGCCCCCAAAAAGAAGUUGACUAAGCAGGGCUUACCUCCUACAAGCAGGAGGUUUGAGGAUAUUAUUGUUGGCAGUACGGGCAUCAAAACGGUUGAGGUUCACUCCAAAACCGAGGCGUUGUUUACUCCGGAUGCUCCACCCUCUUUUGAAAAUAUGUCCAAAGCUGCACUGAUAGGAUAUAUUGAACAACUGAGGGAGGAAAAUGCCCAGCUGAAGAAGCGGCUGCAAUCCAGCGAGGCCUUGAUAGAUUCGCUAGGAGGUAAGCAGCGGUCCUUUAUGUGGAACGUUUCUUGACGGAAAGUCGUCUUGAACUGACCGAGAUACCUCUCUUUGGACUCCAGAAGCUCGAUCACAGGGUCACUAUCACCUUGCUCUACCUCAGGAGGAUCUUGAGGCGCAAGACGGUUCCUCCCGGAUCGCGUCGUCGGCGUGGUGCUCGAGGGCCCUCCUCGUGACGUGGACGGCGGCGUCGGCGGCGCGGUGCUCGCCACGCUGGCAGGUGCCCCCUCAUGGACUCCGGUCGGCGGCGCAGCAGCGCAAGGGGUCCUUCCACCCCCGACUUGAUGGCUCGGCGCACCCCACGGCUCAUUCACUGCUUCACCGAUGGAUGCAUCCCCCCAACCGGCGAGCGAAGCGACAACCUUUUGCCUCAGCCGACACUGGCGUUUGUGAGCGUCAGGAUCAAGCUCGUUACGAAAGAUCAGUUGAGCCACAAAUGCACCAUAAGUACUGUCCAAAAUUUCGAGUAUAGUCUCGUCAGGGGGGAUCGUCUCCUCCAAAAGACGCACGACAUGAACGUACAAUUCGGCCUUCCACUGUUCGGGUAAAUAUAACCCGUUUUGCCAAUUCGCGAUAAUGUCUCGGAGCUCCUCCAUACUGGGCAACCACCCGAACUCAACUGACGCGCGCGCGAGGGCCACGUCGACGGGGGCGUUGCUCCCCGAGGCCGUGCAAUGGGGUGGGGGUUGGCUCACUCGCGCCACUGUACGACACCUGACUCCACAACCCUAGGCGUCCAUUCGGCCGUGCGAUGUGGGGGUAAAGGAGCCCCUCCAGCGACACCUAGCUGAACCAGGUCGAGGGCGUAAGUGAGGG
Frankliniella occidentalis (western flower thrips) is the source of this 1621-nucleotide messenger RNA. RefSeq lists its product as uncharacterized. The transcript is spliced from 5 exons. The coding region runs from base 8 to 820 and encodes 270 amino acids. NCBI's taxonomy places the organism in Eukaryota, Metazoa, Arthropoda, Insecta, Thysanoptera, Thripidae. The record is from RefSeq and is a predicted model, not a curated record.